This is a messenger RNA of Pyrgilauda ruficollis (rufous-necked snowfinch), 4264 nucleotides long. RefSeq names its product immunoglobulin superfamily member 9 (gene IGSF9). Gene Ontology annotation, biological process: cell-cell adhesion. Lineage: Eukaryota; Metazoa; Chordata; Aves; Passeriformes; Passeridae. Gene Ontology annotation, molecular function: protein binding. The coding region runs from base 265 to 4215 and encodes 1316 amino acids. The transcript has 20 exons. The record is from RefSeq and is a predicted model, not a curated record.
UCGCGGGUUUGUUUGCGGCCGCCCGGCGGCGGCGGCCGGAGCCGAGCGGACUCGGACGGACCCGAACCGAGCCGGAAAGAGCCGAAAGCAGCCGGGAAGAGCCGAGCGCAGCCGAGCGCGGCCGGCCGGGCAUGAGGAGCGGCGGGACGCGGAGCCCCCCGCGCCCCCCGCCCGGGGCCGGUGCCCCCGGGGCUGCCCGGCCGAGCCCGCCGCUCCGCGGGCCCCGGUGACGCCGCGGGAGCCGCCGCAGAGGGGGCCUGGGCUAUGCGCUGGUGGCUGCGCGCCGCCGUCCUCAGCCUGCUCGCCGGAGCCGGGGGCAGCGGCCGGAGCGAGCCCCGGGCCGUGGUGGGGCGCGUCGGGGGCAGCGCGGUGCUGGGCUGCGGGCUCCUGGGCGCACACGAGGCGCGCCCGCCGCUCUACGUGAUCGAGUGGGUCCGCUUCGGCUUCGUCCUGCCCAUCUUCAUCAAGUUCGGGCUCUACUCGCCGCGCGUGGACCCCGAGUACGCGGGACGUGUGCGGCUGGAGGAAGGUGCCUCGCUGCGCCUGGACCUGCUGCGUGCCGAGGACCAGGGCUGGUACGAGUGCCGGGUGCUCUUCCUCGACCGGCACAGCACCGACGCCGACUUCCAGAACGGCACCUGGAUCCACCUCACCGUCAACGCACCUCCCACCUUCCUGGAGACGCCCCCUGCGUUCGUAGAGGUGCGGGACCAGGCUGCACUGAGCCUCACCUGCAGGGCUGUCGGCAACCCCCAGCCUGUUGUCACCUGGAAGAGGAGUGACCUGCCUGUCCAGAGCGGGGACACGGUGCAGGUGAGCAACGGGACGCUGAGCAUCGCCACCGUGGAACGUGCCAGCGCGGGCACCUACACGUGCCACGCCACCAGCAAGGAGGGCACUGUCACCCACACCACCCGCGUGCUCGUGCAGGGGCCACCCAUCAUCGUGGUGCCACCGCAGAACGUCACUGUCAACAUCUCCCAAGAUGCCUUUUUGGCGUGCCAGGCUGAGGCAUACCCAGGGAACCUCACCUACACCUGGUUCCAGGGCAGCAGCAACGUCUUCCACCUCAGCCACCUCCAGGCUCGGGUCCGUGUCCUGGUGGACGGGAGCCUCCUGCUGCAGCGAACGACCCCGGACGACGCUGGGAAAUACACCUGCACCCCCAGCAACGGGCUCUGGAAGCCACCUUCUGCCUCAGCCUUCGUCACAGUGCUCUACCCAGCGCAGGUGACCACCAUGCUCCCGGAGACUCACCUGCCCAAGGGCAUGAGGGGCGUGAUCCGCUGCCCCUCCAGGGCCAACCCCCCCCUGCUCUCCGUCACCUGGACCAGGGACGGGCGCCCGCUGGAGCUGGACAAGCUCCCGGGCUGGUCCGUGCGGCCCGACGGCUCCAUCGUCAUCGCCACGGGCAACGACGACGCUCUGGGGCUGUACCGCUGCACGCCCUACAACAGCUACGGCACGGCCGGCGAGUCCCGGCCCACCCGCGUCCUGCUGAAGGACCCUCCUGCCUUCACGGUGCGGCCCAAGGAGGAAUAUUUCCAGGAGGUGGGCCGGGAGCUGGUGAUCCCCUGUGCAGCUCGUGGGGAUCCCCCACCCACCAUCACCUGGGUGAAGGUGGGCAGCGUGGGGAAGAGCAGUGCCCAGGUGGAUGGCAACAGCAGCCUCGUCCUCCACCCCCUCACCAAGGAGCAGCACGGAGUCUGGGAAUGCAGGGCCACCAACCAGGUGGCCAGUGUCACCACUGCCACCUCUGUCCACGUACUGGGUACCAGUCCCCACGCUGUCACCAACGUCUCCGUGCUCCCACUGCUGCUGGCAGCCAACAUCUCCUGGGAGCCAGGCUUUGAUGGAGGCUACUUCCAGAGGUUCAGCGUCUGGUACACCCCUCUGGUGAGGUACCCACCGCGGGCACACCACGACUGGGUGUCACUGUCGGUGCCAGCUGGGGCUCAGCACCUUCUGGUGGAGAACCUGCAGCCAGACACCAGUUACCAGUUCAGCGUCCUGGCCCAGAACAAGCUGGGCAGUGGCCCCUUCAGCCAGAUUGUCACCUCCGUGCCCAGGGGCUUCCCAGUGACCACAGUGCCUCCGGAGCCACCAGCCAUGACCGUGCACGUCUUCCUGUCCCCACCCCGGGCUCUGACAGCCAACGAGACCGUGCGGGGGGUUCUGCUGCGCUGGGACCCCCCUGCCCGUGCCUCGGUGGUCCCGAGCGGGUACGCGCUGGAGCUGCGGCAGGACAAGGGCGGCUGGGAGGUGCUGGAGCGCUCCAUCCCCGGCACUGACACCCAGGUGCUGGUGCCAGGGCUCAUCAAGGACGCCUUCUAUGAGUUCCGACUGGUGGCCUUUGCUGGCAGCUACAUCAGCGACCCCAGCAACACGGUGAACGUGUCCACGGCAGGGAUGGAGGUGUACCCGUCCCGCACGCAGCUGCCGGAGCUGCUGCCACAGCCGGUGCUGGCGGGGGUCAUCGGGGGGAUCUGCUUCCUCAGCGUGGCCGUCAUCUUCAGCACCAUGGCCGCCUGCAUCAUGAACCGGCGCCGCGCCGCGCGCGUCCGCAAGCGCCGCCAAGAUCCACCACUCGUCUUCUCCCCCAGCAAGAAGCUUCCACCUCCACACAACGCUCGUGGCGCUGGUAGCCCCGCCAGCACGCUGAAGCUGAAGCUGCAGCCAUCGCCGUGCCGGAGCCUGCACCGGAGCCUGCUGUGGGGCGAGAAAGCCGGCACCAGCCUGGGGCUGAGCAUCGCCGGCUCCCGCUACCCCGCCUACGAGAGCCACGGCCGGGAGCACGUCCCGCUGGAGCGCAUCUGCCGCGGCCCCGACGGCCGCUUCGUGCUGGACACCGAGCCGCGGCCGGAGCCGGAGCCUCCGCGGGACCCCCUGCAGCCCUACCGCCAGCUGCCCGCCGAGGAGGACGAGGAGGAUGACGAGGAAGAGGGAGACGACCAGCCCGUGUGGCACAGGGGGGUCUCGCUGCGCCCCCAGCCCGCGGGGCAGCCCCGCCGCGGCGCCCGCGCCUCCGGUCACCGGCACGGCCGCUACUUCGGCUACGGCAGCAGCAGCCCCGUGGACGAGACCGUGGCGUUGAGCAUCACCGACGUCAGCCCCGUGGCCUCUGCCGCCGCCACGCUGCCUUACAGCGCCGUCCAGGAGCCCCCCCGGCCCCGCCACGGCCCCCCCUGGGACUCACCGCCCCGCCGGGGCUCCCCAAAACCGGCCAGCAGCCCCCCGGUGUCCCCCGGCCCCCCGGCCAUCAGCGGCAUCCUGCAGUACCUCAGCCUGCCCUUCUUCAAGGAGAUGUGUGUGGACGGCGACUGGCCCCCCCAGGAGGAGCAGGGGGAGCCCCCCAAUGCCGGCGCCCCCCCGGAGCCCCCCGCCAGCCCCCCGCGCUCGGGGCGGACGCUGUGCCCGGACUGCAUCGACACAAGUGCCAACGCCACCUCCCCUCCCGCCACCGCCGCGUUCCUUGAGCCCCCCCGGCUACCCGUGGGCCCCCCCAAGGCCUCUCUGCCCGGCUCCCCCUCCUGGCCCCGCUCCCCCAGCCCCGGGCCGCCCCCCCAGCCGCCCCCACAUCUCCGGACUGAGGCCCCGGGGCGGCCGCCGGACGCCGCAGCCCCGGAGAAGCUCCCGCGGGGCAGCCUGACCAGCCAGAGCAGCGGCCGGGGCAGCGGCUCCUUCCUGCGGCCCCCCUCGCUGGCACCGUCCUUGGGGGGCACCUUCCUGGGCACCCCCGUCGGGGACGGGGGCAGCUGGCACAGUGGGGGCUCGGCAGCGGAGGAGGGACGGGGCAGGACGGAUGCUGGCGCCGGGAAGAGCCCAUCCCGGGGGUCUCACGCCCUCUGGCCGUGCCCCUCGCCCCCUCCCCGCAGGAGAAACACCUCGGUGGACGAAAACUACGAAUGGGACGCGGAGUUCGCGCUGGAAUCGGAGCUCCUGGAGGCGCUGCAGCUUUACCGGGGCGCGGCCCCGGCCCGGCCCGGCUCCUCCAUCGCCCUGCGGGACCUGCAGCGGCACCAGCCCGGCUCGGCCCCGGUGAGCUCGGUGUCGGCGGAGGCCUUGGGAACGGGGGGUCUCCAGGAGCGCGGCCAGACCCCCCGUCCCGAGGGGUUGGGGGCGCGGCGCCGCAGGGAGGGGGUCCAACAGCGGCGGCAGAGGGUGGGCACCCGCGGCUGCUGCUCCGAGCGCUUCGAGGUGGCCACGCUGCUUUAGGGGGACCCCCGGGACCCCCCGGGUGAAAGGAUGGGCGGGGGGGGAAUAA